Racocetra fulgida is the source of this 494-nucleotide messenger RNA. Lineage: Eukaryota; Fungi; Glomeromycota; Glomeromycetes; Diversisporales; Gigasporaceae. The record is from the annotation of a GenBank genome assembly.
CUAUUGUUCUGCCCCUAAUAUAUUAUAGACCACAAUUUAGAGACAUAAUCGGCUUUCGUAAAUUUCUACGAAUUUCUUAUACUUCUGGUUCUUUAGUCCGUGAAGUUAACCUGUCACAUUUACCUCACCGGUGGACCGCCAUCACAGACCCUGAUAUUAUUAACCUAGUUAACCUUUGUCCAAACCUAACCUUUCUCGAUAUUAACCGAUGCUCUGCAUUACAAGAUUCAACGUUGGCUCAUAUUGCAAGCAUUUUAGACAAAGGAUUUAUUGCUUUAGCUCGUUCUUGCAAAGUACUUACUUCUUUGGACUUUUCUUUUACUGACAUAACUGACAAAGCUCUUUCUGAGAUCGCUGUUACAUGUCCAACAAUAAGGUGGAUAAAUUUAAUAAACUGUGAUGGAGUGACAGAAUUGAGCUUAGAUGAAUUAAAAAAAUGGUGCAAAGAAUUAAAAGUUUUACGAUUAGAUGGUUGCUAUGGAAUUUUAGGAGAA